This is a messenger RNA of Labeo rohita (rohu), 1884 nucleotides long. RefSeq names its product glucosaminyl (N-acetyl) transferase family member 7 (gene gcnt7). The coding region runs from base 526 to 1824 and encodes 432 amino acids. The transcript is spliced from 4 exons. Lineage: Eukaryota; Metazoa; Chordata; Actinopteri; Cypriniformes; Cyprinidae. Gene Ontology annotation, molecular function: acetylglucosaminyltransferase activity. The record is from RefSeq and is a predicted model, not a curated record. Gene Ontology annotation, cellular component: membrane.
GCUUUCGUCAACGGUAAACCUGAUGUAAAACACCUAACCAGUUCUGCUGAAUACAGCAGGUUACAGAACCGGUUAGACAUUGUACUACAGAUGAAAUGUCACGCUUCACAACAAUAUAAACCUCUUGAGAUAAGAGUGUUAAAAAGCAAAAGAGGUGCACAUUACACCAUGGACUGAACCAACCAUUUUUCACCUCCUUAUGCUCCUCCUCCUCUUCUCUCAUGGGAGCGUUACCGAGCAGCCAAGCCCCAGAGUUGCAGGAGAGCCGCGCGUUCACAGCGACCUCAUAACAGCGAUAGCCGGCUCACAGCCAGAGCAGACUCUUUAUCUCUUUCUCUCAGUAAGGCAGAGGCACCGAUAGUAAAUGCUCGGCGGGAGACUUCUGCUCACGAAGGAGCCUUUUAGACAGAGGUCACGUGGAAGUCAAUGCGUUUGUGAAUGUUUAAUCUAAUUUCCUAUUUACAAGAGUGGAAACGGCUUGAGCUGAAAGGAGGUCUAUAGCUGCUUUUCUGAUGCUGGACUAUUAUGGUCCAGCUUGAGAACACCAAGUGCAGUUUUCUCUUCUGCCUUGGAAUCUGCAUCCUAAUAUGUUCCGCCAUCUACUUCAAAGCCAACUUAUCUAACACCCCUCUUCCACCAACUGUCUUGAGCACCCAAACCACACCAGCCCCCAAAACCUGUGACAUUCUUCCACCUGCAGCUCCCGGGUUUAAAUGGCAGCGAACAGACUGUAAGAAAAUCAGCUAUGAGACCAAACCGGGCGCAAACUGCACUCUAUUGCAGUCAGAUCUGCACUUUAUUAUGGCCCCGCUAAGCAGAGAAGAGAAAGACUUUCCUUUGGCUUUCAUAAUCACCAUACACAAAGAACUAGAAACAUUUGUGCGGCUACUGAGAGCCAUAUACGCGCCACAGAACGUCUACUGCAUUCACAUAGAUGCUAAAGCGCCGGAAGAAUACAAGACGAGCGUCCGAAACCUAGCUGGGUGCUUCUCGAACGUCUUUGUGGCGACCGUCAACGAAAAAGUGACCUACGCUGGAUUUUCUCGCCUGCAGGCUGACAUCAACUGCAUGAAGGACCUGGUGAAGUCUCCUACAAAAUGGAAGAGAGUUAUAAAUCUGUGCGGCCAGGACUUCCCAAUCCAGACCAACCUGGAACUGGUCCGGUACAUGCAAGGAACCGAAUGGAAAGACAGGAACAUGACGCCGGGAAUUAAGCAGCCACCCACUAUGAAGCACAGGACUGAGUUUCAGUACGAGGAGGUAAAAGGCACCCAUGUGGCACCAAAAGGCAAGGGUCAAAAGAAGGGACCACCUCCUCACAACAUAACAAUUUACUUCGGGACUGCUUAUUACUCCUUGACGAGACCAUUUGUGGAGUUUGUCCUCAAAGACAAAGUGGCCAAAGACUUGCUGGAGUGGUCUAGAGACACUUUCAGCCCUGAUGAGCAUUACUGGGUGACGCUAAAUCACAUGAAGGAAGCACCUGGCAGUUAUGUAGAAGGCGGAUGGGAAGGUAAUGUUCGUGCAAUCAAAUGGAGGGACCAAGAAGGAAAAGUACACCAGGGCUGUAAAGGACAAUACAUCAGGGAUAUCUGCGUUUACGGGCUUGACGACUUACCGUGGCUUCUCAAAACAAAGAGCAUGUUUGCGAAUAAAUUUGAGACCGCAAGCUUCCCGGAAGCCCUGGAUUGUUUGGAACUGUGGCACCGACAUAAAGUUCUCCGGCACGCCACGGUUCCCAUUCAACCAUCAUGGCGUCUCACCACAGAGGUCGAAGUCAUGAACAGCACGGUCAUUUUUUCAAAAACAGGGGAGUGUUUCUGAGUAAACACCCCAGGAAAGUCACAAAGAAAGGGAAAUACACACCGUUUACAAGCUUGUCAA